AUGUCUGAUUCAUACCCACCACCUAUGUCAGGAUCAUACCCCCCAACGAGUCAACCACCAAUGUCUGGAUCAUACGCACCACCAAGUCAACCACCAAUGUCUGAUUCACACCCACCACCAAGUCAACCAUUAAUGUCCGACUCAUAUCGACCACAUAUGUCUGGAUCAUACCCACCACCAAGUCAACCAUUAAUGUCCGACUCUUAUCGACCACAAAGUCUAUCAUUAAUGUCCGGAUCAUACCAACCACCUAUGUCUGGAUCAUACCCACCGCCUAGUCAACCAAUAAUGUCCGGAUCAUACCCACCAACAAGUCUGCCUUUAAUGCCCGAAUCAUACCCACCACCAAGUCAACCG
Messenger RNA from Lottia gigantea (owl limpet), 357 nucleotides. RefSeq lists its product as hypothetical. NCBI's taxonomy places the organism in Eukaryota, Metazoa, Mollusca, Gastropoda, Lottiidae. The transcript has a single exon. The record is from RefSeq and is a predicted model, not a curated record. The annotation marks the transcript as partial.